CAAGGAGAAAAAAAAAAAACUGCACCAAGAACAAAUUGCAAAGUAAGUUUGUACUUUGUACUUUCUUUGCAGCAAGAAGAGCAAGAAGGGAGAUGUCCAUGAACGCGGACCUCGGCAAGCCGAGGGAGCUCACCGGGUUGCAGCAGAGGAGGGCUCUGUAUCAGCCGGAGCUGCCUCCAUGCCUUGAGUUUUUCAACCAACAUGUUCAGGGAAAGGCCAUCAGAGUGGAGUUUGGCGAUUCGACGACGACCAUCGACCCGACAUGCGCAAAUAUGGUUGUGCAGGAAUUUCCCAACACCUUUGGUCAGCCUCUGGUACAUUUCCUGAAGCCGAACAAGAUGGAUGCGCAAGCCAACGAUGAACAUCCACCAAUCAGGGUUGGUGUGGUGUUCUCUGGGAGGCAAUCGCCAGGGGGGCACAAUGUGAUAUGGGGCAUCUAUGAUGCUAUGAAAACUCAAAAUCUACAAAGUGUUUUGCUUGGAUUUAUUGGUGGCACAGAAGGCCUAUUUGCAAAUCAGACAUUGGAGAUCACAGAUGAUGUUCUUUCAGCAUAUAGAAACCAAGGUGGUUUUGAUUUUCUCGGCAGAACUGUUGAUCAAAUCCACACAACUGAGCAAGUGAAUGCUGCAAUGUCAACAUGCUGUGAUCUUGACUUGGAUGGCCUCGUCAUCAUUGGAGGGGUGACCUCCAAUUCAGAUGCUGCUCAGCUUGCAGAAACAUUUGCCAAUCACAACUGCAAGACAAAGGUUGUAGGCGUGCCUGUUUCAUUAAAUGGUGAUCUCAAGAAUCAGUUUGUUGAGACAACUGUUGGGUUUGAUACAGUGUGCAAGGUGAAUUCCCAGCUUAUAAGUAAUGUUUGCCUCGAUGCAAUCUCAGCUGGGAAGUACUACCAUUUUGUCCGUGUGAUGGGUUGGAAAGCAUCUCAUGUUGCCUUGGAGUGUGCACUUCAAUCACAACCAAAUAUGGUUAUUUUAGGGGAAGAAGUGGCAUUUUCCAAGCUCACUUUGAAGGAAAUUAUAAGCAAGAUAUGUGAUGGAGUGCAAGCAAGGGCAGCACAAGAGAAGUACCAUGGUGUAUUACUUAUUUCGGAGGGACUAAUCGAAAGCAUUCCAGAAAUGUUUGCACUUAUUCAGGAAAUUAAUAUUCUCCACAGCAAUAAAGUUCCUGAGAACAACAUUCCAUCUCAACUUUCUCCAUGGGCUACUGCCUUGUAUAAUUACUUGCCUCCUUUCAUAAGAAGAGAGUUGCUGCUACAUCAAGACUCCGAUAACUCAGCACAAUUGUCCCAGAUUGAUACUGAGCAACUCUUAGCUCAUUUAGUAGAAGCAGAAAUGAACAAGCGAAUGAAAGAGGGGAAAUACAUUGGAAGGAAAUUCAGCUCCGUUUGCCACUUUUUCGGGUAUCAAGCGCGAGGAUCCUUACCAUCAAACUUCGAUUGUGAUUACGCCUAUGUUCUUGGUCAUAUCUGCAUGCACAUACUAGCAGCUGGGCUGAAUGGUUACAUGGCUUUUGCAACAAAUCUGAAGGAACCAACAAACAAAUGGCGAUGCGCUGCCGUUCCUCUAACAGCAAUGAUGAGUGUGAAGAGGCACUCACGCAGUCCUGGAGCUGUUCCUACUGGAAAGCCAGUUAUCCAUCCUUCUCCAGUUGACCUGCAAGGGAAGGCUUAUGCGCUCCUGAGAGAGAAAGCCUCGAGCUUCCUAUUAGAUGAUUUCUACAGAACUCCAGGGGGCAUUCAAUUUGAUGGAUCUGGAACAAAUGUUAAGCCAAUCACACUGACUGUCGAAGACCAAGACUACCUGGGUGACAUUGAGCUACUGCAAGACUACUUGGAGAAGGUGAGGAACAUUGUGAAGCCCGGAUGCUCGAGGGAGAUCCUGAAGGCGGCGAUAAGCUCGAUGUCAUCAGUGAAGGAUGUGCUGAAGGUUAUGUCGGCUCCCUUCUAUGCAGAGCUCCCUCUGUUCAAUCUGAACUGAAAGUUACCUUCAUCAGACAAGAAAUUUUUGUCAGUUAGUCAUUGGGUUCAUCAUAUGACAUCAGUCCAUCUAGUAGAAUUGGAUCAGAAUCAUGAGUGAGUAGUGGUUACUGAUCUUAGGUAGGCUGUUUUGUUUGCUGUUCUGUUCUGUUUGUGAUAUGAACAGAACCCAGCUAUUCAUUUUUAUUUUGUUUUGAGGGGAAGAACCCUACCAUUCAUGUCAGUAAACACUGCACAGCCGUGCAUAUGACCAGCUAGUGGAUAUGAAUAAGUACAAAUUGCAGUGGCUUCCUAGCCAAUAAUCAUGACAUGUCAUUCCUACAUGUUAGCUGCUUUCAACAUCUGUAAAUUUGAUCCAACAAAGAGAGGGCUUAGCGAAACAAACUAUAAAAUGAUUUACAAUCAAA
This is a messenger RNA of Oryza sativa Japonica Group (Japanese rice), 2382 nucleotides long. The record is from RefSeq and is a predicted model, not a curated record. Lineage: Eukaryota; Viridiplantae; Streptophyta; Magnoliopsida; Poales; Poaceae.